Messenger RNA from Plasmodium gonderi, 492 nucleotides. RefSeq lists its product as hypothetical. The record is from RefSeq and is a predicted model, not a curated record. The transcript is spliced from 5 exons. NCBI's taxonomy places the organism in Eukaryota, Apicomplexa, Aconoidasida, Haemosporida, Plasmodiidae. Bases 1 to 492 code for a protein of 163 amino acids.
AUGAGAAAAAUAUGGACCCCCAUAAGAAGAUCAGAAGAUCAAAAGGAAAUAAAGAACAACUAUGAUGAAGAAAUAAAAGAAAAUUUUGAAAAAUCAUUACCAGAAGAUUUUAUAGAAAAUAACAGGAACAACAGAAUCCCAUAUUUUGAAAUAAAGGAAGCCACACUGAUUGAACAAAAGGAAAAGAAAGAAGCUCAAAAAAUAUUAGCUCGGGAGUUACGAGAUAAAUGCAGGGCCGAAAUUGACGAAUACGUGGAAUGCUCGGUUGGAAGGUUAUGGACAAUAUUAAAAUGCAAAGACUUGAUGAUUGAAAUGAGAAGAUGCUUGAAGAAAUAUGAAAAUUUUGAAUAUGUGAAGUUCAGGGAAAAGCAAAUUUUGGAGGAAAGGAAGAAAAACGGAACAAGCUUACAGAGAUCGGACGAAAGGGCCAGAUACAAUAGAUUUGUUUAUACGGACAUGGAAAAAGGAUGGAUCCCAGAAAGGCCACAUUGA